AUGGGUACCGAAACAGCAUCAAUGGAUCAAAUCACAGAACCCUUGAUUCAAGAACCACAAACCACCAAUUCAAAGAGUGAAUUUUUAUCCGAACCAGUUCCUGAAUGGAAGGAACAGAUCACGGUUAGAGGGUUGGUUGUGAGCGCUGUUUUGGGGUGUUUGUUUUGUAUUAUAACGCAUAAACUCAAUCUCACGGUUGGGAUUAUUCCCUCGCUUAAUGUUGCGGCUGGGUUGCUUGGGUUCUUUUUUGUGAAGACGUGGACUGGGUUGUUGACCAAGAUUGGGGUUCUUACUAAGCCGUUUACAAGGCAGGAGAAUACGGUUAUUCAGACUUGUGUUGUUGCUUGCUAUGGCCUCGCUUUUAGUGGGGGGUUCGGUUCAUCCUUGAUUGCUAUGGAUCAAAAAACAUAUGAACUCAUUGGCCCGGAUUAUCCUGGUAAUAGAGCUGAAGAUGUUAAAAAUCCCGGCUUGGGAUGGAUGAUCGGUUUCAUGUUUGUUGUCAGUUUCCUUGGUCUUUUUAGUCUUGUGCCACUUCGUAAGGUUAUGGUCUUGGAUUAUAAGCUUACAUAUCCCAGUGGAACAGCCACAGCAAUGCUAAUUAACAGUUUCCAUACAAAAACUGGAGCAGAACUUGCAGGGAAUCAAGUUCGGCAACUUGGAAAAUAUUUAAGCAUGAGUUUCUUUUGGAGCUGCUUUAAGUGGUUCUUCAGUGGGAUUGGAGAUUCAUGUGGAUUUGACAAUUUUCCUAGCUUUGGUUUGACUCUAUUUAAGAACACAUUCUACUUUGACUUUAGUCCAACUUAUGUUGGAUGUGGUCUUAUCUGCCCCCAUAUAGUGAAUUGCUCUGUUUUCCUUGGAGCUAUUAUUUCAUGGGGUUUUCUGUGGCCUUUCGUCACCAAGCAUGCCGGGGACUGGUAUCCAGCUGACCUUGCUAACAAUGAUUUCAAAGGUCUUUAUGGAUACAAGGUAUUUAUAUCUAUUGCCAUUAUUUUAGGAGACGGUAUCUACAAUCUAGUUAAGAUUAUAGUGAUAACGAUUAGGGAGAUGUUGAGGACAAGAUCCAUACAGAACAGCCUUCCUGUUGUGACUGAGGUUCCUGAAGGUGAUAGUUCUGAAUUGCAAUUAGAAGAAAAGAAAAGGGCUGAAAUAUUUUUGAAGGAUGGGAUACCAACCUGGUUUGCAGCAUCUGGAUAUGUAGGCUUGGCAGCGAUAUCCAUUGGCUCACAGAUUGGAGUCUUGCAUCCACAUACGGUAAGAUCGGUCUUUUCAUCAUUGCGGCAGCAGUUGGCACAAACGGAGGGGUAA
Vicia faba (fava bean) is the source of this 1305-nucleotide messenger RNA. Lineage: Eukaryota; Viridiplantae; Streptophyta; Magnoliopsida; Fabales; Fabaceae. The record is from the annotation of a GenBank genome assembly.